GAUUAUUGUGUCCGAUGGAGCAACGCGGUUCGGUUAAACACCCUCACAGGCCCCCACAUCUGGAUUAAUUGUGAGGACGGAGGAGAGAGACAGGCGUGGAGCGUGUCUCAGUGGAUUCUGGUCCGAUUUAGAUCGGCUCAGGAGCGGGUUUGACCCGGUUUCCAGUGGGCUUGGAUCGCCGGGAAAAACAGAAAGAAGGGAAAGUUUGCUUCAUCUUUGCUCUCAUGUCUUUGCAGCUGGGGUGUUAGUAAUGUUCAGGUAGACGCUCGACUCUGGUGCCCACCAUGUUGAAGCGUUUGGACAGGAUCCGGUUCAGGGGACGGCGGGAUGACUUCCUGGAUCUGGCUGAGUCGCCCAACACAUCCGACACAGAAUGCAGCGAGGAGGUUGUGAUUAAACCUCGCACCUCUGUCAGAGAGACAGAGGAGGUGAGGGAGGCAGAGGUGGAGCCGCAGGGUGAUGUUCAGGCUGGUCCAGGAUCUUUUUCUGCAGCUCUGGAUGACAGGACAGAUUUAAAUGAGGUUAAAGGUCACUUAGAAAUUGCCUUGUUGGAGAAGCACUAUUUGCAGGAGGAGCUGAGAAAACUUAAAGAGGAGUCCAAUGUGGAUUCGCUGAAACAGGAGUUAGAAAAGGAGCGCUGCAGACGCAUCGAGCUGGAACAGAAAAUCAACGAUGCCCUGAGAUCCAGACUUGAAGACUCACCAUCUCAGACACCUAAAGCUCCGUCUGCUCCUUCAGCUGCUGGCAGUGACAAACAGAAGGAGACUCUGGUUGACACCUUAUUGAAAUGGCUUUAUGAUCGAUUUGGUGUUUAUAUCGAAGACUUCCGCUUCCAACCAGAGGAGAUGACAGUGGAGACGGAGGAACCACUGAGUGCCAAAAGGUUGACUGAAAACAUGAGACGGCUCAAACGAGGAUUUAGACCCGUUACCAAUUUCAUGAGGAACCUUUCUGCCUUAUCCAGCUGGUACUCCAUCUAUACAUCAGCCAUUGCCUUCAUUGUCUACAUGUAUGUGGCGUGGAAUGGAUGGGUCAUCCCCAUGUUCCUGUUCCUCGCCAUUCUCCGCCUGUCCUUGAAUUACCUCAUUGCCAAAGGCUGGAGGAUCCAGUGGAGCAUUGUACCUGAAGUUUCAGAGCCAAUGGAGCCUCCUAAGGAAGACCUGACUGUGUCUGAGAAGUUCCAGCUGGUCCUGGAUGUCGCUCAGAAAGCUCAGAAUCUGUUUGGAAGGAUGGCCAACAUCCUGGAGAAAAUAAAGAAUCUCUUCAUGUGGGUUCAGCCGGAGCUGACUCAGAAGCUGUACGUUGGUCUGUGGUUGGCCUUCAUCUCCUCAUGCCUGCUCCCGUACAAACUGCUGGGAUUCAUCAUAGGUGUAUACGCAGGUAUCAAGUUCUUCAUCAUUGACUUCAUCUUUAAGAGUUGUCCCAAGCUGAGGCAGCGCUAUGACACCCCCUUCAUCAUCUGGACAAAUUUACCCACCGACCUUCAGCUGAAAGAGCGCAGCAACACUAUGCUGGGCCGACGAGUGAUAGCUGCUGGGGGCCGAGGCAGCCUCACCGCAGCAGCUCCUGUGGGUGUCAGUCGGGAUGAAGAUGGAGGGCGAUACUACAGCACCAAGAGAGGAGCUUUUCAUGAGGUGUUUAACCUGCCAGAGAGUGAGCGCCCUCUGACAGUGUGUGAGACUGGCUGGCGCUGCUGCCUCAUCAACAGAGACAGGAAGACACCGACAGACUACAUCCGCAACGGAGUGCUUUAUGUCACCGAGAAUUACCUGUGUUUCGAGAGCUCCAGCUCCAGGUCCGGAUCCUCAAAGAGGAACAAAGUCAUCAAACUGCUCGAGAUUACUGACAUCCAGAAGUACAAAGUUUUGUCAGUGCUGCCUGGAUCUGGGAUGGGGAUCUCCAUUGCGACACCAUCCACCCAAAAACCUAUGGUCUUCGGCGCAAUGAUGCACAGAGAUGAGGCAUUUGAAGCCAUCUACACUCAGUACAUGAAGAUCGUUACUAUGGCUACAGCCAUCAACCCUGAGACAUAGUAAGACCUUUGCGAUGGCUGCCUUAAACACAAGCACCUGAAGGUUCUUAGAUGGCUGCUGACUUCGGUUUGAGCUGCUGGUCUUCCCCCAUCAGUCACCCAUGAAAAUAAUUCAGUGACAGUAUUUUAGUGAUUGAUAAUAAAUCAGCUGAUUCCAACUAAUCACUGAUUUUUGUUUUAUUUUUUUUGGUCAGAAUCAGACAGUCUGUUACCAAUCACUGUUUCUGAAAACAAAUUAACAAUACCAUCCACAAAUGAGAGCACUUUACAUCCUCUCUAAGGGUUAGUUUACUGAAAAAAAACAUUUACAAGAAUCGCAUCUCUGUUUUUUUCAUCUCUGAUAAACAUCUCAGCAUUUCACGUGCGCAGACUUGAUAUUAAAUUAAAAGCCUCUUGAUAGCUCAAAGGGUUCAAUCCCUCCCAUAGUUUUUAGGCUUUUAUUGCGAAAAAUCUACUGGACGUUUUUGGUUCACAUAGUUAAAGCCUGUAGAAGAAGUUUUAAAAAAGCUUACUUUUACUCCCACAGCUCCUUUUACCUGCAGUUUAUUGGUUCAGGUUUGUCACAUGACCGGUUGCAGGCUUCAGUUUACUUUAGUAGCAGCAAAUUAAACUGGAAACUUAACUACAUUAUGUUUUUUGUGCUAAAAAAAAUUGAAUAAUAAUUUAAUUCACUAGUCAAUUAAUAAGAACAGUUAUUCUCUGCCUGCAGCUUUCCCAAUAUAUUAAUUUCUUGCUUUUCUGUGUCUUUGUCGAUGUAAUCUGAACAUUUUCAGGCUUUGAACUGUUAAUCAGACAAAACACAACGUUUAAAAAAAAUGACAGUGCACUCUUGAGAAACUGGAAUGGAUGUAUUUUACUCAUUUCUAAUGACUAUACAAUUAAUCUUAGUGGUAGACUUAAUUUGACCUUUACUUACAACCAAACAUAUUAAUCUGACUUAUAAACACUGACUGAUGGAAGUCUGUCUGCAGGCAAAUCAUGAAGGGAGGAAACAGAAAAUAUAAAAAGUAGUUUUUAAUCUUGUUCUGAUUCUGACUCAAUAUUUUCUAAUUGUAUAAAAGAACAUAGCAAAAAGUCCAUCAAGUCUGUUGCUGACAGUUCAAAUCUUCAAAUGUUCAGAGAAACUGAUACUAUUGUUAAAUAGUGUCUUUAUAGCUUGCGAUGCAAACUUAGGUGGAGGGUUUCAUGACUGUGUAUUAAACCGCUGGCAAACAAAUGUGUUUAAACCUCAUUAUUAUACAUUGGUGUCUUCAGGGAUUUGUAAACAGUAUCAUCAUGACUCUGUAUUGUACUAUUGCAACUAAGCCUUACAGUUAAUAUGUUGGUGUAAAGUGUUUGUAUUCUGUAUCAAUGUUCAGCAGUUAUGUGAGCAGUCUUUGACACAUGGAAUUUAGUGUAAACCACAGAGUUAGUCUUUUUCUUAAGCUUUGUUUGACUUAGCCAGAAGCUAAGUGGCUAAAGCUAAUGCCAGUUUAGCAGUUUAUGCUUUCUGUUUUACAAUUAAUGAGCCACGAAACAAAAUCCCACAGGGACUACAAAUGCUACAUUUUUGUAUUUGUUUGUCAUUCGAUUUUCAUCAAGCUUAAAGAAGAAUCAAGUAAAGCACUAAAAAAAGCACUUUUUUCUUUCAUUUCUAUUAUCUGAUAGCUUUAUUUUUUUGGUUUUUUGAGAAUGUCUGUUUUUUGUCUUUUGUAAAUGACAUAAAACUUCAGCCUAACAUUUUUAUUUUAUUUUGGGCAUUUUUGUUUUAUUUUGGGUUGAAUGUUUUGUUUUUUGUUUUUUAUUUUACAUGUUGAAGUAAAAGCUGUCAAAUUAAAAGUUUGUAUUCCAAAUUGCUGUCCAUUUUAUUUAAUAUUCAGAUUUAUUACUUUUGGUUGUGGUGUUUUUUGUUUUGUUUUGUUUAUGUCUUAUUUCAGAUUAAAGGUUUUUUUUUAAUAAUUCAUUGACAAAAAAUUAACUCUCCAAAAUAAGAUUUUUUUUUAAAUAUAAAUUCUGACAAAUUUUAACAAAUAAAAUUGCACAUGAAGUAGACAGCUUCACUUAUUUUAGUUUUAUCUCACUUUAAUUUCCAAAUAUUUUUUCUUUUGUAGUUUUUUUUUAUGCCACUUGCUAAUACCAUCAUGCCUCAGCCAAGUACUCUUUAAAAAUAGUUUCCUGACUUUCUUUCAGUGUGUCCUUUUUUUGCUCGGGUUUGAUUUUUGCCUUGUUGACGUUGUCACUGUGAACAUUUUUCUCUCCUCCUUUUGUGUCUUUUGGAUUUGAGGUUUUUAUAAAAUGGUUUCUUGUAUGGAUAGGUGUAAUGUUUUUUAAAUUGUGUAAUUUCUAUUGUUGAAAUGUGAUGUACAUGUGUUUAAGUAAAAUCAAAUAUGAUACCUUAA
Messenger RNA from Oreochromis aureus, 4410 nucleotides. Its product is annotated as GRAM domain-containing protein 4-like. The transcript is spliced from 19 exons. The coding region runs from base 285 to 2033 and encodes 582 amino acids. Lineage: Eukaryota; Metazoa; Chordata; Actinopteri; Cichliformes; Cichlidae. Gene Ontology annotation, biological process: negative regulation of toll-like receptor 9 signaling pathway; apoptotic process. The record is from RefSeq and is a predicted model, not a curated record.